CCCCAUCCAAGCACUGGCAUGGGGCCACCUCUUGCAGAGCAAGCCGUGUUUUUCCUUUUCCAUGGGACCAGCCGCAGGACAUAAACCUGAAGAAGAGCCGAUGUAUGCAGGAGUCUUCUCAUUGUGGUGACGUCACCUCCUCAAGGAACUUGUUCCUCCAUAAAUCCCAAUCCGGACUGGGGCUGAGUUCUUCCCUGAUCACCCUGAGGGAAUCCGCCCACAGGAUCAGCAGGAGGUGGAGGGUGGGAAAACAUAUAAAGGUCCCCGGGAGCAGCUCUCCUUUACUGCCCUGACUGCACGGAUCUGCUUUCAGCAUGAAGACACUUCUGGUUGGGCUGCUGCUUGGCCUGGCAUACAUGGAGUCGGCCCGGUCCUUACGAUGUUACACGUGCAAGGAACCAAUGGACAUUGCUAAGUGCAGAACAGCCACCCAGUGCCCCCCGAAAGCCACCGUGUGCACAACGACGCUGCACUCCGUAGACUCAGGUUACCCCUUUUUUGGCAACAUCACCGUGACCAGAAGCUGUGAGGUGGAGUGCAUCUCCUAUGAUGGGAUAGGAGCAACCAGACCCAAGUCAUGCUGCUACACUGAUCUCUGCACUGAUGACACCAGGAGCAGCGAUGGGGUGCGAAGCAGCUCUGCAGCACUGGGUCUGACAGCCAUGGUCAUUGGCACGCUCCUUCAGAGUGCUCUGUAACAUCACAAGUGCCCACACUCCAGCCAAAACACCCCAACUCCUCUCUCCGACAAGCUGCCUCCUGAACUCUCAGGUGCCUUGGGAAUAAUCUUCUUCACUGAUGUGUGGCUACACUCAUCUUCAGUCCUAUCAAGUGGAUUCAAGCCAUGAGUUUGGGCACCUGGACCUAAAACCCUCAAAUUUCCAGUUUCCAGCUGCUAAGCAGAACAUUCCUCACCUUCAGCCGCUUCUGGUCCUCAGGAUCUGCAUCUCCCGCUGCAGCUUUCCUCUGUGGGGAGCAGCAGUGGAUGAAGCACUGCAGCUCUGUGCAGCAAGAGGGACUGGGCAGUGCCAUCAAGGCUGGUGUUCUAGCAUCAUCCUCAGCGAGAGCACGGGGUUCUACACAUGCUGAACAUAGACAGUACUUUUUUUCACAGGUGUCCCCCAGCUCUCAUACAACCUGUGCCUUUGUGCCUCUGUUAAACCUCUGUGUACAACCCCCCAAAAAUCCUCCAAUCCUCCA
Messenger RNA from Falco peregrinus (peregrine falcon), 1200 nucleotides. Its product is annotated as secreted Ly-6/uPAR-related protein 1-like. NCBI's taxonomy places the organism in Eukaryota, Metazoa, Chordata, Aves, Falconiformes, Falconidae. The record is from RefSeq and is a predicted model, not a curated record. The transcript is spliced from 3 exons. Gene Ontology annotation, molecular function: acetylcholine receptor inhibitor activity. The coding region runs from base 315 to 698 and encodes 127 amino acids.